UUGAGGAAGGACCAAGUGUGGGAAGCAGAGUGUGGAAAGUUGGAAAAAACAAUCUGCAAGGUAAACACCUUUAAGUCAAUUGCGAGAGGCUGGCUAGAAACCGCCAGGACUUCAGGGGUCCCUGCCUCACGGGUCUCCCUGCGCCCUCAGCACUUUGGCUUGGUAUAUUGCCACCUUGUCCCUGAAGAGAGGUCCAUUUUAAGCUGAGCAAGAAAAGGUGAGAAAGACUAAAAUCAGCUUUGUGCGGAGACGCCAAUUUCUGCUGCACACAUGGAAACGACGUGCACAUAGAGCGAGCUGGCCCAGCUCCCGGCCACGUGGCUCACACUGUCCGUGCUCACCCACCCGUUGCCUUCACCCCCAGCAGCACUGGUUGUGACAAGGGGACCUGCUGGAGCCAACCCACCACUGCGGGCCUGCCAAGGACAGGCAGGGACUCAGCCACGACCCACAAGGAGCCCAGGGGCGUCUCCAGGGACGGCUCCCCAGCCUAUGGGCUGGCUUCCUGAGAGACCGUGCUCGGGCUCACCUGCUCAGCUCACUCGGAAAGCCUCCGCUCAGACCUGCACCCAGUCAGAGCAGCACAGAUGUGCAGGAGGGGACCAUUUCCACGGGCCCUCCGACUCCUAGGAGGCAGUCCCUUAGGCACUGGACCUAACAACAAAUGAGGAGAAGCCAUGUUCCCUGCUUUCUGCAGACAGGGUCUCCACUGGAGGGGUCUUCCUCUAAGGCGAGCUUCAGAUCUGCUCAAGCUUCCUGCCGUGGAGCCAGGAGGCAGGGCCUGGCCAGGGGAGACCAGAGCCUCUUGGCGAUGCCUCCGAAUGGCAGGGCUCAGACACACACACCGGGCUGGGUAAGUCCCCGCAUUUUGGGUCCCCAAGUUCACGGAGGGUGGAGGGGAAUAGAAGCUCCGUCAGUCUCGUCUGGGUCUUGGUCCUCAGCAGCUGUCUGGUGCCUGACAGGUCUCUCCAGGCCUUUCCUUCUUGGAGCCACAGUGCUUAGAGACAGGCCACUGGGGUCAGCAUGUGAGCUCAGCUAUGAUCAGAAAAAGGCACCGUUGAGGUUGCAGUGA
Symphalangus syndactylus (siamang) is the source of this 1072-nucleotide messenger RNA. It is a transcript of the gene TP53AIP1, whose product is annotated as tumor protein p53 regulated apoptosis inducing protein 1. NCBI's taxonomy places the organism in Eukaryota, Metazoa, Chordata, Mammalia, Primates, Hylobatidae. The record is from RefSeq and is a predicted model, not a curated record.